AUGGGUCAAGUAAGGAACACCACCAACUCUGAUGAAGAGUCAUCUAGACUUGAAAUUGAUUUGUUGAACACGCCAAAUAAGUUGGCAUUCGAAGCAUGGGUAGAAGAAACUGGCAUCACUCUGGUCCAGAUCAAUGGUCAAAGGAAGUUUGGUGGACCUCCUCCAGGCUGGACUGGUCCCUCUCCUCUGGCUGGGUGUGAAGUCUUUAUCGGCAAACUACCCCAGGACCUCUACGAGGAUAAGCUAAUCCCGUUGUUUCAGAUGGCCGGGAAACUUUACGAGUUUCGUCUCAUGAUGACGUUCAGUGGUGAAAACCGAGGAUUCGCAUAUGCCAAGUAUGCCAAUCGCUGGUACGCUCAGUGUGCCGUUGCCAUGUUCAAUGGCUACCCAAUACGUGAUGGUCUCCCCAUGGUAGUUUGCAAGAGCACUGAGAAGAAUGAGCUUUGUGUCAGAGGCAUCCCUUUGGGAAAGCAGAGACUGGAGGUCCUGGAAGUCCUUAAAGAGCUGACUGAGGGUGUAAGUGACCUGUCGCUUUAUCUCAACAUGGACCGGAGAAAAACGAUGGCACUGUUUGCGGUUGUGACAUACGAAAAUCAUCGAGCGGCAGCGAUGGCAAAGAAGAAGCUUGUAGAAGGGUGCAUUGAGCUCUGGGGCCGAGCCAUUGAGGUUGACUGGGUGAAAAUGGAUGGGAAACAGAAGAAUCACCACAGCCUCCUUUCCCAAACCCAGCUGGGCUUGCCAAUAGCUCCGUGGUUGGCGUUGCCUCCUGGGCUCUCCCUACCACCACCAAAGGGUUUCACCAAAUGCUUCACGCCUGAGUUAAAUGUCUCUGCCAACCAUGGCCAAAGCAUGGCAUCAGCUGGAUCAAUGGACCUGAUGACUCGGUGCCUUCACUCGGAGGGUUUGGGUCUCGGUCUCUUAAAUGCCCGAUGUGAUGAUGUUCAAAUUCUGAAUACCUAUUGUGCACGUAAGAAGCUAGGGACUCCAGUGUAUGACAUCCAUCCUGUGAGGUCUGACCAGCGUCGCUUUCUGUUUAAAGUGUUCUUGCCAGGGCUUGCUGCCUAUUUCAGUGGGACAGUGAGCCUGGCUCCUGAUGAGCUGGCUUUGGGGAAGAACAAAGCCAAGCAAGAAGCUGCCCACCAAGUCUUGACGUAUUUGGGCUUUGAUUUAGGCCCUCCGGAGGCCUCCUCUACGUCUACUUUAGCUUCUCUUUCUUCUGCCGAGGAGUGA
This is a messenger RNA of Hemiscyllium ocellatum (epaulette shark), 1230 nucleotides long. It is a transcript of the gene dnd1, whose product is annotated as DND microRNA-mediated repression inhibitor 1. NCBI's taxonomy places the organism in Eukaryota, Metazoa, Chordata, Chondrichthyes, Orectolobiformes, Hemiscylliidae. The record is from RefSeq and is a predicted model, not a curated record. Bases 1 to 1230 code for a protein of 409 amino acids. Gene Ontology annotation, cellular component: cytoplasm; nucleus. Gene Ontology annotation, molecular function: mRNA binding. The transcript has 6 exons. Gene Ontology annotation, biological process: mRNA stabilization; negative regulation of miRNA-mediated gene silencing.